AUGGGCGCGCGGUGGGAUGUGUGUGCACUGCUGCUCUCCACAGCGUUGCUGGCCGCCCAGGCUUUCCCCCAGACAAACAUCAAGAUCAGCCAAGCCAUGCCUGAGCCCGUCCACGCCUACUCCUGCCCUCUCUUCUGGACAGAGUACGAAGGCCAUUGCUACCGGUACUUCCCCAUCAACAAGACCUGGGCUGAAGCUGACCUCUAUUGUGCCGAGUUCUCCAUUGGCAUCCGAUCAGCCAAGCUGGCCUCCAUCCACAGCUGGGAAGAAAACGUCUUUGUGUACGACCUGGUGAACAGCCGCGUGCCGGGCAUCCCCACCGACAUCUGGACAGGGCUCAAUGACCUGCGGCAGGAGGGUCACUUCGAGUGGACGGACGGCUCCUCCUUCGACUACCACUACUGGGACGGCAGCCAGCCAGACGACGGGAUCCACUCGAUCCCCGAGGAGGAGGACUGCGUGCAGAUCUGGUACAGGCACAGCAGCGCGCUGCGCUCGUGGAACGACAAUGCCUGCGGCAGAGCCUUCCCCUUCGUCUGCAAGAUCCCCUCCCUGGCCCUGGACUGA
Molecule: messenger RNA, 567 nt
Organism: Pterocles gutturalis (yellow-throated sandgrouse)
Lineage: Eukaryota; Metazoa; Chordata; Aves; Pterocliformes; Pteroclidae
Gene: CLEC19A
Product: C-type lectin domain family 19, member A
Exons: 5
Coding region: 1-567 (188 amino acids)
Molecular function (GO): signaling receptor activity
Source: RefSeq, a predicted model, not a curated record